Gavia stellata (red-throated loon) is the source of this 1368-nucleotide messenger RNA. RefSeq names its product gamma-aminobutyric acid type A receptor subunit gamma3 (gene GABRG3). The record is from RefSeq and is a predicted model, not a curated record. Gene Ontology annotation, cellular component: dendrite membrane; postsynapse; neuron projection. Gene Ontology annotation, biological process: synaptic transmission, GABAergic; regulation of postsynaptic membrane potential; gamma-aminobutyric acid signaling pathway. Lineage: Eukaryota; Metazoa; Chordata; Aves; Gaviiformes; Gaviidae. Gene Ontology annotation, molecular function: benzodiazepine receptor activity; transmitter-gated monoatomic ion channel activity involved in regulation of postsynaptic membrane potential; GABA-gated chloride ion channel activity.
AUGUCCGCUAAGCUCCUGCCGGUCGUCUUCCUCCUCUCAGUGUUUCACGCCUGUUCUAGAAAGGUGGAAGAGGAUGAAUAUGAAGAUGGAACAACUAACCAAAAAUGGGUUUUAGCUCCAAAAACACAAGAUACAGAUGUGACUCUCAUACUAAACAAGCUGUUGAGAGAGUAUGACAAAAAGCUACGGCCAGAUAUUGGAAUAAAACCCACAGUUAUUGAUGUUGACAUUUAUGUCAACAGCAUUGGUCCUGUAUCAUCAAUAAAUAUGGAAUAUCAAAUUGAUAUAUUUUUUGCCCAGACGUGGACAGAUAGCCGUCUUCGCUUCAACAGCACCAUGAAGAUACUGACUCUGAACAGCAACAUGGUUGGCUUGAUCUGGAUCCCAGACACAAUAUUUCGUAACUCCAAGACGGCGGAGGCUCACUGGAUCACCACCCCCAACCAGCUCCUCCGCAUAUGGAACGACGGCAAGAUCUUGUACACCCUUAGGCUUACCAUCAAUGCUGAGUGCCAGCUACAGCUGCACAAUUUCCCAAUGGAUGAACACUCAUGUCCACUGAUAUUCUCUAGCUAUGGCUAUCCUAAAGAGGAAAUGAUUUACAGAUGGAGAAAAAACUCAGUGGAGGCUGCUGACCAGAAAUCUUGGAGACUCUAUCAGUUUGACUUUAUGGGUCUGAGAAAUACUUCAGAAAUUGUGAAAACCUCUGCAGGUGAUUAUGUAGUCAUGACUAUAUACUUCGACUUAAGUAGAAGAAUGGGAUACUUUACUAUUCAAACAUACAUUCCCUGUAUAUUAACAGUUGUUCUUUCCUGGGUAUCCUUUUGGAUUAAAAAAGAUGCCACACCAGCAAGAACAGCAUUAGGCAUCACCACAGUAUUGACCAUGACAACUUUGAGUACUAUUUGCAAGAAAGUCAUUACCCGUGUCUCCUAUGUCACCGCUAUGGAUUUGUUUGUGACUGUAUGCUUUCUAUUUGUCUUUGCUGCUCUAAUGGAGUAUGCAACCCUCAACUACUACUCAAGUUGCAGGAAACCAAACUGUACUAAGGAAGAAAAACUACCUGAUGUCAGUUUUGGUCAUGUGAUGAAUUAUUCUGUACUUGAUAUGAGACCACCAGCUACAGUCAUCACAUUGAACAAUGCCUUGUAUUGGCAAGAAUUUGAAGAUGCGUGCGUCUAUGAGUGUCUGGAUGGAAAAGACUGCCAGAGCUUUUUCUGUUGUUACGAAGAGUGUAAAUCAGGCUCAUGGAGGAGAGGACGGAUUCACAUAGACAUCUUAGAACUGGACUCUUACUCUAGGGUCUUUUUUCCUACAUCCUUCCUGCUGUUUAACCUGGUCUACUGGGUUGGAUACCUCUAUCUUUAA